GCUUUCGGGCUGGCGCCUGUCUCAGCCCCCGCGCCAGUUUCGUGCUGGUUGGCGCGGAAUCGGUAGACUCUGGGGCCAUGGCGCCGGUGCACGGCGACGACUGCGAGCUGGGAGCGAGCGCUGUGUCAGAUUCGGGGAGUUUUGUAGCUUCUCGAGCCCGGCGAGAAAAAAAAUCAAAGAAAGGGCGCCAAGAAGCUCUAGAAAGACUAAAAAAGGCUAAAGCUGGUGAGAAGUAUAAAUAUGAAGUUGAGGACUUCACAAGUGUUUAUGAAGAAGUUGAUGAAGAACAGUAUUCAAAGCUGGUUCAGGCACGCCAAGAUGAUGACUGGAUCGUGGAUGAUGAUGGUAUUGGUUAUGUGGAAGAUGGCCGAGAGAUUUUUGAUGAUGACCUUGAAGACGAUGCCCUUGAUGUCAGUGAGAAAGGAAAAGAUGGUAAACCACGAAACAAAGACAAGAGGAAUGUAAAGAAGCCUGUAGUGACAAAACCAAACAAUAUUAAGUCAAUGUUCAUUGCUUGUGCUGGAAAGAAAACUACAGAUAAAGCUGUAGACUUGUCCAAGGAUGAUCUGUUAGGGGACAUUCUACAGGAUCUGAACACUGAGACACCUCAAAUAACUCCACCACCUGUAAUGAUACUGAAGAAGAAAAGGUCUAUUGGAGCUUCACUGAAUCCUUUCUCUGUGCAUACCCCCAAGGUAUUUCCUUCAGGAAAAACUGCUUCCUCUAUCUCCAGAAAGGAAUCCCCAUUAACUCCUGUUGCUCUUAAAUGUGCUGAAUUUUCUGGAGAGCAGGUGCAGGCGGAGCAGGUGGAGGACGAGCAGGCAUCAGGCUCAAUGGAGUUUGAAGAUGGUGACUUUGAUGAGCCAAUGGAAGCAGAGGAGGUGGACGUAGAGCCAGUUGCUGCCAAGACUUUGGACCAAGAGAGUGAGCCAGCAGAGGGGGUGAAACACAAGGCAGAUCCUGGGAAAGGAACCACAUCCUACCUAGGAAAUUUUCUCCCAGAUGUCUCUUGUUGGGACAUCGAUCAGGAAGAUGACAGCAGUUUCUCAGCUCAGGAAGUUCAAGUGGAUUCCAGUCACCUCCCAUUGGUAAAAGGGGCAGAUGAGGAACAAGUAUUCCAGUUUUAUUGGUUGGAUGCUUAUGAAGAUCAGUACAACCAACCAGGUGUGGUAUUUCUCUUUGGCAAAGUUUGGAUUGAAUCAGCCAAAACCCACGUGAGCUGUUGUGUCAUGGUGAAAAACAUCGAGCGAACACUCUACUUCCUUCCUCGUGAAAUGAAAAUUGAUCUAAAUACAGGGAAAGAAAUGGGAACUGCAGUUGCAAUAAAGGAUGUUUAUGAGGAAUUUGAUGAGAAAAUAGCAACAAAAUAUAAAAUUAUGAAGUUCAAGUCCAAGAUAGUGGAAAAGAACUAUGCUUUUGAGAUACCUGAUGUUCCAGAAAAAUCUGAGUACUUGGAAGUUAAAUAUUCAGCUGAACUGCCACAGCUUCCUCAAGAUUUGAAAGGAGAAACUUUUUCUCAUGUAUUUGGGACCAACACAUCUAGCUUGGAAUUGUUCUUGAUGAACAGAAAGAUCAAAGGACCUUGUUGGCUUGAAGUAAAAAAUCCACAGCUCUUGAAUCAGCCGAUCAGUUGGUGUAAAGUUGAGGCAAUGGCUUUGAAACCAGACCUAGUGAAUGUAAUUAAGGAUGUCAGUCCUCCUCCACUUGUGGUGAUGUCUUUCAGCAUGAAGACAAUGCAGAAUGCAAAGGAUCAUCAAAAUGUGGUUAUUGCUAUAGCAGCUUUGGUUCAUCACAAUUUUGCAUUAGAUAAAGCACCCCCACAGCCUCCCUUUCAGUCACAUUUCUGUGUUGUAUCUAAACCAAUGGACUGUAUUUUUCCAUAUGCUUUCAAAGAAGUCAUUGAGAAAAAGAAUGUGAAGAUUGAGGUUGCUGCAACAGAAAGAACACUGCUAGGUUUUUUCCUUGCAAAAGUUCAUAAAAUUGAUCCUGAUAUCAUUGUGGGUCAUAAUAUUUAUGGGUUUGAACUGGAAGUACUACUGCAGAGAAUUAAUGUGUGCAAAGUUCCUUACUGGUCCAAGAUAGGUCGACUGAAGCGAUCCAACAUGCCAAAGCUUGGGGGACGAAGUGGAUUUGGUGAAAGAAAUGCUACCUGUGGCCGAAUGAUCUGUGAUGUGGAAAUUUCAGCAAAGGAAUUGAUUCGUUGUAAAAGCUACCAUUUGUCUGAACUUGUUCAACAGAUUCUGAGAACUGAAAGGGUUGUAAUCCCAAUGGAAAAUGUACGAAAUAUGUACAGUGAAUCUUCUCAUCUGUUGUACCUGUUGGAACACACCUGGAAAGAUGCCAGGUUCAUUUUGCAGAUCAUGUGUGAGCUAAAUGUUCUUCCAUUAGCAUUGCAGAUCACUAACAUCGCUGGGAACAUUAUGUCCAGGACGCUGAUGGGUGGACGAUCGGAACGUAAUGAGUUCUUGUUGCUUCACGCAUUUUAUGAAAACAACUAUAUUGUGCCUGACAAGCAGAUUUUCAGAAAGUCUCAGCAAAAACUGGGAGAUGAAGAUGAAGAAAUUGAUGGAGAUACCAAUAAAUACAAGAAAGGCCGUAAGAAAGCAGCUUAUGCUGGAGGCUUGGUUUUGGAUCCCAAAGUUGGUUUUUAUGAUAAGUUCAUUUUGCUUCUGGACUUCAACAGUUUAUAUCCUUCCAUCAUACAGGAAUUUAACAUUUGUUUUACAACAGUGCAAAGAGUUGCUUCAGAGGCACAGCAAGUUACAGAGGAUGGAGAGCAAGAACAGAUCCCUGAGUUGCCAGAUCCAAGCUUAGAAAUGGGCAUUUUGCCCAGAGAGAUCCGGAAACUGGUAGAGCGGAGAAAACAAGUCAAACAGCUAAUGAAACAGCAAGAUUUAAAUCCAGACCUUGUUCUUCAGUAUGACAUUCGACAGAAGGCUUUGAAGCUCACUGCGAACAGUAUGUACGGUUGCCUGGGAUUUUCCUACAGCAGAUUUUACGCCAAACCACUGGCUGCCUUGGUGACAUACAAAGGAAGGGAGAUUUUGAUGCAUACGAAAGAGAUGGUACAGAAGAUGAAUCUUGAAGUUAUUUAUGGAGAUACAGAUUCAAUUAUGAUAAACACCAAUAGCACCAAUCUGGAAGAAGUAUUUAAGUUGGGAAACAAGGUAAAAAGUGAAGUGAAUAAGUUGUACAAACUGCUUGAGAUAGACAUUGAUGGUAUUUUCAAGUCUCUGCUACUGCUGAAGAAAAAGAAAUAUGCUGCUCUGGUUGUUGAGCCAACUUCGGAUGGGAAUUAUUUCACCAAACAGGAGCUGAAAGGAUUAGAUAUAGUUAGAAGAGAUUGGUGCGAUCUUGCUAAAGACACUGGAAACUUUGUCAUUGGCCAGAUUCUUUCUGAUCAAAGCCGGGACACUAUAAUAGAAAAUAUUCAGAAGAGAUUAAUGGAAAUUGGAGAAAAUGUACUAAAUGGCAGUGUCCCAGUGAGCCAGUUUGAAAUUAACAAGGCAUUAACAAAGGAUCCCCAAGAUUACCCAGAUAAAAAAAGCCUACCUCAUGUGCAUGUUGCCCUCUGGAUAAAUUCUCAAGGAGGCAGAAAGGUGAAAGCUGGAGACACUGUGUCAUAUGUCAUCUGUCAGGAUGGCUCAAACCUCACUGCAAGUCAGAGGGCCUAUGCACCUGAGCAGCUGCAGAAACAGGACAGUUUAACCAUUGACACCCAGUACUACCUGGCCCAGCAGAUCCACCCAGUCGUGGCUCGGAUCUGUGAGCCAAUAGAAGGAAUUGAUUCUGUCCUUAUUGCAACGUGGUUAGGACUGGACCCUGCCCAAUUUAGAGUUCAUCAUUAUCAUAAAGAUGAAGAGAAUGAUGCUCCACUUGGUGGCCCAGCACAGCUCACUGAUGAAGAGAGAUACAAGGACUGUGAAAGAUUCAAAUGUCCAUGCCCUACAUGUGGAACUGAGAAUAUUUAUGAUAAUGUCUUUGAUGGUUUGGGGACUGACAUGGAACCCAGCUUGUAUCGUUGCAGUAACGUCAAUUGUAAGGCUUCACCUCUGACCUUUACAGUACAGCUGAGCAACAAAUUGAUCAUGGACAUUAGACGUUUCAUUAAAAAGUACUAUGAUGGCUGGUUGAUAUGUGAGGAGCCAACCUGUCGCAAUCGAACUCGGCACCUUCCCCUUUACUUCUCCCGAAAUGGACCUCUUUGCCCAGCCUGCAUGAAAGCUACACUUAGACCAGAGUAUUCUGACAAGUCCCUGUACACCCAGCUGUGCUUUUACCGGUACAUUUUUGAUGUGGACUGUGCACUGGAGAAACUUAUUACCGAUCAUGAGAAAGAUAAACUGAAGAAGCAAUUUCUUACCCCCCAAGUUCUUCAGGACUAUAAAAAACUCAAGAACACAGCAGAGCAGUUCUUGUCCCGAAGUGGCUACUCCGAAGUGAACCUCAGCAAACUCUUCGCUGGUUGUGCUGUGAAGUCCUAAGGGAAUCCCAGGAGCGAACAAGGAGGGGGUAGUUGAAAAAUCCCAGCUUCCUCUUCGCCUCCCCUCCGGCCCUAAUUGCUUCUCCAGCCUCUGCUUUUCCCUUUGGGACUUGUCUCACGUUUGUGUGAAUGUGGACCUGGAGGGGUGAUUGUAAAAAUAUUUAAUCUACUAAGCAGCAGAGAAAACCCCAACAGCCUUCAUAUUAAGAUAUACCCCCACUUUGAAACACAACCCCAGAGCUCUUCCUCAAGCACCUGAAGACUUUGAAUACUGGGGCCUGGGUUUCUGGGGGAGGGAAAUUGCUACUUUGAUUGAGAGUAGCUGGAAUGUAAGUGACCCCAGGCUUUGCCCCAGGGCCUUUAGCUGAGGUGCCCCCAGAAAGAGAGCCUGGCUGAAGCCUAACAUUUUGCCUUUUCACACGCCAAUUAAACCCAGUCGAAAUCUAAAUGCUUCCCCAGCCUCUUGCUCCAGGAGUGGCUGUCCUUUUCAGUCUUGUCUUUUAUAUAAGUAGCUGAGAGGGGAGAUUUAGAAGCCUUGCACUCACUAAAUAGAUUAAACAGAGCGAGCUUGUUUAUUGAAUUGCUCCAAAGUCCAACAGACACAUACUGAGCAGGUGUUUUAUACUCACAUUCCCUUUUUUUCCCUUCAAUAGAAAGUGCAGGUAAAGGUUUAUGUGACAGGAAAGCAUGUUUAAAAUAAUUUUGUAUCCUAAGAUUUCAUUAAAAAUUCAUAAAGGUUGGGGCAAGGAUCACUGUGUUGUAUUCAGACAAAUGGUGGGGGGGUUAAUUGGCCCUGGUGCUUGCUAUUUUUCCUCAUUUCUACAGAAUGGUGCCCUCUUUGCCAGCAGCAAAAUGUCUUUCAAUAUGGCAGUCUUUCCUUUCUUACAUUAUUGGUAAGAUUAUGCUAACGAAAUGUUUCCCCUUGUAUAAUUAUGCUAUGGUUUUCACAAAUGUUUACCUAUGUGUUUUUAUAAAAGAAAAAUAUGUUCUGUCUUUAAUAAAGUUUUCUAAAGGGACAGCAGUUGCGGUGAAUCCUUAUCAGGUACAAAAAGUUGACCAGAGGGGCAGCAAGGAGCAAAAUAUGACUAAAGUGGGCACAGUGGCUCAUGCGUGUAGUCCCAGCUACUCAGGAGGCUGAGGCAGUAGGAUCACUUGAGCC
Messenger RNA from Microcebus murinus (gray mouse lemur), 5642 nucleotides. RefSeq names its product DNA polymerase alpha 1, catalytic subunit (gene POLA1). Gene Ontology annotation, biological process: leading strand elongation; DNA replication; lagging strand elongation. NCBI's taxonomy places the organism in Eukaryota, Metazoa, Chordata, Mammalia, Primates, Cheirogaleidae. Gene Ontology annotation, cellular component: alpha DNA polymerase:primase complex. Gene Ontology annotation, molecular function: single-stranded DNA binding; nucleotide binding; DNA-directed DNA polymerase activity. The record is from RefSeq and is a predicted model, not a curated record.